ACAUAAUAGUAUGACUUUUUUUAACAAAAUACAAUGCUUAUCACGCCCGCGAGUCCAUGCUGCAGCAUAGCCGGAUUACUCCUCUCCCGGCAGUUUCUUCGAAUAACCAAAACACCAUCACUCACAAACUCUAAUACCCGUACAACCAUUUCAACCGUUCCCACGAAGGCGAGAGCUUCCAAGCCGUCGUUACGGUGCGGUGCUCGGAGAAGGGUGAGAGACGACGGAGAAGAUGAGGACGAAUCUUACGGAUACAACGAGGAGAUAGCGAUGCUGGAGACUUAUAGCCAGUCGUGUAGAGAAGAAGCGCUCAUCGUGACGGCCACUGUUGACGGUGAAGAGGUCGAAGUUCUCAUCUUUAAAGGAUUCUCUUCGUGUCUGAGCGGAGAGACGGCGGUGGACCCCGCGAGGAGUGUGCUACCGGAGAGAGCAGUGAUUACAAAGAUAGAUAGAGUGAGAGGUCCUUUUGAUCCUUCAGAGAUUCAUUACAUUCAGAAAGGACUCUCUUUUGAAGCCUUUAAGGAGACGAUGAUCACGUUCAAGUAGUACACUAUUUAUUGAGAGUGUUAUGGUUAAUGAAUGUUGUGUUUGGAUUAAUAAAGAAUGCUAAUUUAAGUGAA
Messenger RNA from Raphanus sativus (radish), 620 nucleotides. RefSeq lists its product as uncharacterized. The transcript has a single exon. The record is from RefSeq and is a predicted model, not a curated record. NCBI's taxonomy places the organism in Eukaryota, Viridiplantae, Streptophyta, Magnoliopsida, Brassicales, Brassicaceae. Gene Ontology annotation, cellular component: chloroplast. Bases 34 to 546 code for a protein of 170 amino acids.